Messenger RNA from Gloeophyllum trabeum ATCC 11539, 1274 nucleotides. RefSeq names its product methyltransferase. Gene Ontology annotation, molecular function: tRNA (cytidine-N3)-methyltransferase activity. NCBI's taxonomy places the organism in Eukaryota, Fungi, Basidiomycota, Agaricomycetes, Gloeophyllales, Gloeophyllaceae. The transcript has 9 exons. The record is from RefSeq and is a predicted model, not a curated record. The coding region runs from base 254 to 1234 and encodes 326 amino acids.
GUAAAUAGCUUGCUCGAUCUUCAAGUACUUCAUUGCGGUCGGUUUCGAGUUGACCUUGCUCACUGCCAACAAUUGCAAGCAAGGUCCAUCGGAGCCUUGAACUCUAAACGCGGUUUAUACGGCAAAAUCGCUAGUACCUGGAGUCUAUCGUGCACGCCUCCUUUCAGAACACUAUACCGCCCGAGCCCUCCAUCCCUAUCCGUUGCAAACAAAUCUUCGCCGUCCAGCCAGGCCGAGGUCAACUCAGAGCAAGAUGUCGGAGGGAUCUUCGACAUCUGAUGGACCCAAGCCAAAAGUGACUUCUUCAGUGCACGAUAUCAAAGCCGAGAAACCGCCUUGGGGAUCCAGGUUCUUGACAGAUGAAGCCGACGUCUUCACUCACAACGCCUGGGACCACGUACCCCCACCAGAGGAUCAAGCAGAGAAGAUCGCCGCUUCCUUGGCGAUGCAGCAUUCAGCCCCAGUACCGGAAGACGAAAAGCACAAAUAUAAUGACAGACCAUCGCGACACUGGGAUAAUUUCUACAAGAACAACGAAAGUAAUUUCUUCAAGAACCGUAAAUGGUUGCAUACCGAGUUUCCGGAGCUCGUCCAGGCUCUGCAGCCGGAGGCAGGGCCUGUAACCAUUGCUGAGAUCGGGUGCGGCGCUGGAAAUGCCGUUUUUCCCCUUCUCAUGUCGAACAAGAAUCCUCAAUUAAUCAUCCGUGCACACGACUAUUCAUCGCACGCUGUCAAGCUGGUCCAGCACAACCCCCUCUACCUCGAUCCGCCAAUUGGUACCAUAUCAGCCUCGAAAUGGGACCUGACCUCCGAAACCCUUCCGGAAGGUAUCGAACCAGGGAGCGUAGAUAUCGCCAUCCUCGUGUUCGUCAUGAGCGCGUUGCAUCCUGACGAAUGGGGUCGUGCAGUUUCCAACAUACACAAGAUGCUCAAGCCUGGCGGGCUGCUCCUGUUCCGCGACUAUGGUAGGUACGACCUUGCGCAGCUGCGGUUCCGGAGCAAUCGGCUGCUGGACGAGAAUUUGUACAUCCGGGGCGACAAGACGAGAGUGUAUUUCUUUGAAAUAGGUACGCAUCUCCUUCUAUCGACAUCUCCUCUCCAACUCCCACACUGCCCGCCUCAUCCUCUAUUCGCGACGGAGCAGCUAGGCGUUGAUAGGCGUCUGCUGGUUAAUCGGAAACGUCAGCUGAAGAUGUAUAGGAUAUGGAUGCAAGGGAAGUUCAGGAAGUUGUAGAUAACGCUGUUCGUCUCGGACAGGCUUGUUGAAUUCGAAG